GUGAGGUGUGUUCUGGUUUCACGGAGCUUCACUGAAACCAGAUCCUGAAGUUGCGAUCUGUUCGGUACCGAACCGAAUAUUGUGACUCCACAGUCGGUUUGACCGAUCAGAACCGGGCGGUGAGCUGCUCGGUGAGCCGUGGAGAGGCGAGGCUUGUGAUUUUAGCUGAAGACUGACUACUUUUUGGAGGCCUGAGGGUAAAACCACAGUGAAGCUAACGAGGAAUAGCCACCAUGUCAUGGGCAGAGCUGCCGUGUUUUGCGGCCUCUCCUGCCCGCUGCUCGGUGCUCUGAUCCUCCAGCAGCCCGUCUAGAACCGUCCAUGCAGCUGACAGCCAGCUCCAUUAAUUAAUAACACCGGCUUUAUCCAGCCUGCUAGCUAGUAACCAUGGCGGACAGCUUCGGAGAGGAGUCCAGCGGCGGUGCCCUUGGCUUAGGCGUUCCCGGACCGGGCAGCGGAGCCGCGCUGCUGCCGACUUUGGCGAACUCUGUGCCGGUCGGACCGUCGGCGGCCAGCGGGGCUCCCUCCAGCUCCAACCCGGCCUCCCCUCCUCCCGCCGCGGCUGCGCAGAGUGGCCUAACGACGGUGGUGGCCCCCAUGUCGGCUGUCACCGCCACCCCGGUCGGGUUCGGGAACACGUUCACCCCCGGCUCCUCGCCACCUGUCGUGGCCGUGUCUCCCAUCCACCCCUCCUCUCCUCUGCCCGGCGUGGGGCUCGGGGUGGCCGGGGUGGCCGGAGCGGGCCUCCUGUCCCAGAUCCACGCCACUUCCUGGGACCCGACCCUCAGCACGGACUGGGACAACGAGAAGGCUUCCCAGCAGUGCAUCCUGAGGAUAAAGAGGGAUAUCAUGUCCAUCUAUAAGGAGCCUCCACCAGGGAUGUUUGUCGUCCCUGAUCCUCAAGACAUGACCAAGAUCCACGCCCUGAUCACGGGGCCGUUCGACACGCCGUAUGAGGGCGGGUUCUUCCUCUUCCUGUUCCGCUGCCCCCCUGACUACCCCAUCCACCCCCCACGGGUCAAGCUCAUCACCACCGGACACAACACCGUCCGCUUCAACCCUAACUUCUACCGCAACGGCAAGGUGUGCCUCAGCAUCCUUGGGACGUGGACAGGUCCAGCAUGGAGUCCAGCCCAGAGCAUCUCCUCGGUUCUCAUCUCCAUCCAGUCUCUGAUGACGGAGAACCCCUAUCACAAUGAGCCAGGCUUUGAACAGGAGCGCCACCCAGGGGACAGUAAGAACUACAACGAGUGUAUCCGCCAUGAAACCAUGAGGGUGGCUGUGUGCGACAUGCUGGAGGGAAAGGUUCCCUGCCCUGAAGCUCUGUGGAGUGUGAUGGAGAAGUCCUUCCUGGAGUACUAUGAUUUCUACGAGGGAGUGUGCAAAGAGAGACUGCACCUGCAGGGACAGAACAUGCAGGACCCGUUUGGUGAGAAGCGUGGCCGCUUCGACUACCAGGGCCUGCUGGCUCGCCUCAGCGCCACCCACAGGCGGAUACGGGAGAAAACGCUGGCAGAGGACGAGCACAACGACGACGACUCGGACUCGGACACCAGCUCCUCGGGGACGGACCCCGACAGCCAGGGCAGCUCCCAGCCCUGAUCCCCGGACGGCGCUGGACUCGAAGCCAGGCUGAGGACUAAAGACAAGGGGAAAGUUUUUUUGUUUUGUUUGCAGUGGAGGAACAUCACAGAGGAGAAUGUGAUGUUUAAGGCUUUAGGAGUCAAGCUGAGUCCAGGUUUAGGGUUGGAAUGAAGUUUCUGUUGUGUUGCAGAGGGGGGAAGGAGUGGUGGUAGAGCUCUCCUAAAAUAAAAUAAAUCAUCCGCUAGUCAGAUGCUGGCAUGUUUGACGUGUGGCGGUGCAUUCGUGGUAACCAGAUACUGUUCUGAUGAGCAGCUUGACUCUAAAACUCCAGACAGCUUCCCACCAUCAGGACAGAUCUGAAGAUUAACCAGCCAUAUGGAUGUAAAGGUUGGUUUGAUUAUUUAGUCGGACAGAAGAUGAUUACAGCGUUGUUGUUCCACUUUGAUCCACAAGCCCAAACCUGUUUUAGAUUCUUUCCACCAGGAAAGCCUGUUAGAUAUCUGAAGAGGAGGCCUACAGCUUGAUGCAGGUUUGGGUCAAAUUAAGGACUUUAUCCUGGGAGAGACGGCCUGAAUGCUGCAGAGGUGGAAGAUGAUGUUCAUGAAAGCAGACUCCCCUUCAGAGUCGUCUUCUUUGAGUCCAAGGGGAGGAACUUGGAGAAAGUGACUGCAGAGGCUUUGGAAGUCACGUGCCUUGGAUGAACCACCUCUCUGAGACUGGACCUCAUUAAACAAUCAGCAGCUCUGGAUGCCUGAAUACAAUGAUUCCUGUGUAUUAUAUGAAAAAAAAAAAACAAGUUCUGCUUAGCUUUCAGUUCUAAUCGUGCUGUUGAAUUGACAGUAAAUCUGUUUACCAGAUAAGCAGCGGUAGAGAAAUGUCAGUUUCAUUGACAUCCACCUUUAUACCCUUUGUUAUGCUGUUUUCUCAUUGUUGUACUGAAACUAACAGUAAUUUGCGGUGUGUAGGGUGCGUCAUUUCUUUGUGAACCCUGCUGGGUCUUUGUGAUUCAGAUACAAACCAAACCAUUCUGUGCUUUAGCUAGAUCCACUUAAGUUCUGAAAACUAAUGGAGGGAAAACAAGAGUGUGAAAACUGCAGGUAACCCAGUCAAACCUAACCCUAACCCUGCUCCAGCCUCUUUACUGUAAUGGUUCCUGCAUAGUUUGAUUUAGUACUUUGAAGAUGGUAUCUGCAGACUUGGAACCUUUUGCUGAAAAAAACUGAACCCCUGUGGUCAACUAAUACUCAUUUUUAGGUGUAUAAUUUCCAGCAGUAGAGGUCAGACUCGACACAGAUGGAGUUCAGUGUUGCAGAAUCAUCAGCCUGUUUCAUCUCACAGGUGAUUUUAUCCAAGAUUCACUCGUCAACAGGUUUAAAAAUGAAUAGACUUGUUGACAGGUGGUGUUGCUUGCAGCAUAAACACAAAGAAGAGAAGUAGGGUGGAGAAGACACUGUCAAAGGAGAGGUUUAGAUGAGAACUAAAAGGCUCGUCUGCACUGAAAGUUUCAGGUUCUAAUCAUUCCUCGUGUUCAUUCUGGAUCUGAAUAAAUGGGGAUGAUGGGAGAAGAUCUACUCCAUCAUCCAAAUGUUUCAACUCAGAUAAUGCUGUAUAUUAAUCUAAAAGUUAACUUUGCAAGGGACAUGGAGAGGAAGAAUGAUUAUCAUAACCAGUAACUCUAACAGAGCAUGCAGCAUGAUAGAAGAAAAAACUAAACAAGCCGUUAAAGCAACAGGAGAUUAAACCACUCUUGUCUAACAGGAAGUUACAGCAUGCUUUAGCUUAGCAGAAACAGCAGAAACAGGAGAGCUAGUAUGACUCUGUUCAUAAAGACCAACACCUCUAACUGUUUAUUUCAUCUCAAUGUAGACACUUUAUCUAUUUUCAGAGCAACUUCUAACUUCUUAAGAGUUGCCAGGAAACUUUCAGAGACUCUGGAAAGUUUCUGCUCCCAGCCAAGAAACAGACAAGUUUGGUGCUAAUUCUAUUAUUUUGGUAUUUAUGAAUCAGUGAGCAUUAGAGGUGCUGGUUGGUCAUGUUUAAUUAGCUUUGGUCAGAGUUAGGCUGCUCGUCUCUUGUUUUCUGUCUUUAUGCUGAGCUACUCUAAGCUCGCUGUAACCAGACAGACAUAAGAGCGGCAUCAUUUGAGAGAACAUUUCCUAACAUGUCAGGUUUUAUAAUUCAAGAAGCAUUUGAACGCAGUGAGCUGAAGGAUCAGACAGAUAAACGAGUGUUUGUUGGGUUUCUUUCCUGCCUUCCAUCGUCCUCUGGUGUCUGCCUUUAGAAUCAGAGCGGUUUACUUCUGCUGUCGGCGUUUUGUCUGAUUUGGUGGAGACUGGAAAUGGGAUUACUAAUGUAGGGCAUUCCUUUUAAUUUCUUUUAUUAUGUUAUAGAAUGGUUAUGAGAAGCGGCUUUUAGCAGAAUAUAUGUGAUUGCCAAAAUAUUGAUUGCAACACGCUUCCUGAAGCGGAAGAGAAGAGAUUAAAUACCUGUUCGGUUGUGUUGUGCUUCAAGCAGGGUUUCUUCUAUGGCUCUACAGAACCUGGAUUACUGACAGACGGGAUCAUUCCAGGUCCUGAACAUGUUGCUGUUGUACAGAAGUUCUGGAAAAGUACAGAAUAAAGUGUUGUUCAGUCCUGA
Messenger RNA from Amphiprion ocellaris (clown anemonefish), 4221 nucleotides. It is a transcript of the gene ube2z, whose product is annotated as ubiquitin-conjugating enzyme E2Z. The coding region runs from base 388 to 1602 and encodes 404 amino acids. Gene Ontology annotation, cellular component: nucleus. Gene Ontology annotation, biological process: negative regulation of apoptotic process. The transcript has 7 exons. Lineage: Eukaryota; Metazoa; Chordata; Actinopteri; Pomacentridae. Gene Ontology annotation, molecular function: ubiquitin conjugating enzyme activity; cysteine-type endopeptidase inhibitor activity. The record is from RefSeq and is a predicted model, not a curated record.